Molecule: messenger RNA, 2385 nt
Organism: Phycodurus eques (leafy seadragon)
Lineage: Eukaryota; Metazoa; Chordata; Actinopteri; Syngnathiformes; Syngnathidae
Gene: dnajc27
Product: DnaJ (Hsp40) homolog, subfamily C, member 27
Exons: 8
Coding region: 1096-1917 (273 amino acids)
Molecular function (GO): GTPase activity; GTP binding
Source: RefSeq, a predicted model, not a curated record
CAGCAGACGUUUCCUCCAUUCCUCAGGCAUCUUCUCACGGGCUAGAAUUCUAUUGAACAAGCUGUUCAAAAACUCCACAGCCACCUCUCCUAGAUGCUUCCAUACCUCAACAGGAAUGUCAUCGGGACCAACUGCCUUUCCAUUUUCAUCCUCUUUAAUGCCUUUCUAACAUCCCACUUACUGAUCAUUGCCACUUCCUGGUGCACCACACUUGCCUCUUCUACUCUCCCUUCUCUCUCAUUUUCCUCAUUCAUCAACUCCUCAAAGUAUUCUUUCCCUCUAGCUAGCACACUGCUGGCACCAGUCAACAUAUUUAGCCCUUCCUGACGCAACCCUCUGCUUUUAUCCAGGCUCGGGACCGGCCAACAGUUUGCACUGGCUUGUGCCCCCCAUAGGGCUUCCAAAUGUGUGUUAGCAAACUUCAUAGAUGGGAUCAAAAUUGUGGCAAUUACGUAUAAACCCUUAAACAACUUUUUUUGGGAACACUGCGGUACCAACACAUGCAGACAGAGCAUACAAUAAUGUUCUUCAUCCUCUGCAAAAAAAUUCAAAUAUUACCAUAGAUUAUUAGUCUUUGUACAUGGAAAAUGAACAGCAUGGUAGGGUCAAUGACACAUUAUGCAUUUAAAGGUCCGGUAUUUUACCAAACCAACUUUCCUAGUAUUUGGGAUGUUAUAUUGGCUCUAUGGUGCCUCAGUAAACGUGAAAUAUGAAUUCAAAUCGUCCACGCAUUCUGAGUACCAGACGUUUUUCUGUCGAGAGGCCUGAAAUCACGUCAUUUGAUUUUUUCUAGCUUAUUUACGUCAAUCGCGAAGAUCUCCGUCUACCUCUCCGCUCCCGAGCCAGCACUGUCAACAUAACAAACACGUGUGCUCUCACAAGUGGGUCUUCUACACAGACGCAACCAAUCAGAGGAAAGGGCGCGGUCUUGGCCAAAUAUGGACAAAGCGGACACAAAACUGGGUCAAACAGAAGUAGCUGUCAAAGGGGUCUUUUCUGGACACGCCCGUGACCCUAGUGAGGAUAAGCGGUACGGAAAAUGGAUGGAUGGAUGCAUUUAAUUUUGAUACGUUUCAAGUUUAAAGGAUUAAAAAGAUGGAAACGAACGUGUCGAAGAGACGAGACAACAAGAAGCCGCUCCGCGUGAAGCUAAUAAGCCUCGGGAAUGCUGAAGUUGGAAAGAGUUGCAUCAUUAAACGUUACUGUGAGAAGCGGUUUGUUCCCAAAUAUUUGGCCACUAUUGGAAUUGACUAUGGGGUCACCAAGGUGCACGUUCGUGACAGAGAAAUCAAGGUCAAUAUCUUCGACAUGGCUGGCCAUCCAUUCUUCUACGAAGUGCGGAAUGAGUUCUACAAGGACAGCCAGGGCGUGCUGCUGGUGUACGAUGUGGGUCUCCGGGACAGUUUCGAUGCCCUAGACAGCUGGCUGGGCGAAAUGAAACAGGAAAUGGGCUCUCAGGCCAACAUGGACAGCAUUGUGUUUGUGGUCUGCGCCAACAAGGUGGACCUGUUGAAGCGGCGAGUAGUGGACGAGGGGGAGGGGCGUCUGUGGGCGGAGUCGCGGGGCUUUCAUUACUUUGAGACGUCGGCACAAAGUGGAGAAGGUAUCAACGAGAUGUUCCAGGCCUUCUUCUCCUCCAUCACUGACAUGUGUGAAAAUGGCGGUAAGCGACCUGUCACGGAGGUCAGCGUAGGCUUCACCAAAGAGCAAGCAGACACUAUCAGACGUAUCAGAAACAGCAAGGACUCCUGGGAUAUGCUGGGCGUCAAACCCGGCGCCACACGGGAGGAGGUCAACAAGGCGUAUAGGAAGCUGGCGGUACUGUUACAUCCAGACAAAUGUGUGGCCCCCGGGAGCGAAGAUGCUUUCAAGGCGGUGGUGAACGCGCGCACCUCACUGCUGAAGAACAUCAAAUAACACCAACUCACAUAACGCAUCCAGUUACACUGUUCUUAAUUUAUCAGCACUUUGCGUUCCACCUCUUCUGUGCCAUGAUUACUCUCUGCCAACCCCAAUUUACGACAUCUCUCAAUGCGUGCACGUCCGUAUGCGUAACAGCUUACAUUUAACAUUGUCAUCUCACUAGUAGAAUUUCUAGUAGCAGGUUUUUUACAUUUAAAAAAUAUAUUUUUUUUAGACGUUUGUCAUUUCUUUUUGCAUUUGUAGCAUGUUUGUGAGCAUGGUGCCAUCAGUUGUGUCGGGAAAAGCAGGACAAAGGUCAGUGCUAAACUUGAUUCUGUUUACGUAAAUGCCAGUAAUAUGACAAAGUUAAAGGUCAUUUAUCCUGAAUUCAUAUAAUUUAUUAAUUAUUACAUUUGGAUAGUUACAUGGAUUAAACUCUAGCUCCAAAAUGUUUUUGUAUUCUGAUUAAAUGCAAAUGCAUUA